AUCCAUUUCCCUUAUCUCUUUCUAGAAACUUCUGAAAAUGGGUUUGGCCUCUAGCUCCAACAAUUUUAACUAUGUUUACAAAUGUCUCAUUUUUAUGAUCUUCCUUGCUAAAUUCCUUCUUCCUUUGGAGGCAGCUGUAAAGACAUAUCAAUUCGACAUUCAAGUGAAGAAUGUUAGUAGGCUAUGCCAUGCAAAGCCUAUAGUGACUGUGAAUGGAAUGUAUCCUGGACCAACUGUUUAUGCUAGAGAAGGAGAUCAAGUUUUGAUUAAUGUUACUAACCAUGCACAAUAUAACAUGUCUAUCCAUUGGCAUGGACUAAAGCAAUAUCGAAAUGGUUGGGCUGAUGGACCAGCCUAUAUAACUCAAUGUCCAAUUCAGACCGGAAAAAGCUACACGUAUGACUUCAACAUUACAGGACAAAGAGGAACCUUAUGGUGGCAUGCACAUAUUUCAUGGCUAAGGGCCACGGUUUAUGGUGCUAUUGUCAUCAUGCCAAAAGAAGGGACUCCUUAUCCAUUCCCUCAACCUCAUUUGGAAGCCAACUUAGUAUUCGGGGAAUGGUGGAACACUGAUGUUGAGACGCUUGUUAAACAAGGUGAUCAAUUGGGUUUGCCACCAAAUAUGUCAGAUGCUCAUACCAUCAAUGGAAAGCCCGGGCCCUUAUUCCCUUGCUCAGAGAAGCAUACUUAUGCCUUGGAGGUUGAGCAAGGAAAGACAUACCUUCUACGAAUCAUCAAUGCUGCCCUCAACGAUGAGCUCUUCUUUGGAAUCGCAGGCCACACAAUGACUGUCGUAGAAAUAGACGCGGUCUAUGUCAAACCAUUCACCACACAAACCAUACUCAUAGCACCAGGCCAAACCACAAACGUAUUGGUUCGAGCAGAUCAAGCCCCUAGCCGUUACUUCAUGGCUACACGAACCUUCAUGGACGUACCAAUUCCAGUAGACAACAAAACAGCCACAGCAAUCCUACAAUACAAAGGCGUCCCAAACACCGUCAUUCCUUCUUUACCUCAACUUCCUACACCAAACGACACCAGAUUCGCAAUGUCCUACAACAACAAGCUAAGAAGCCUAAACACCCCUCAAUUUCCUGCCAAUGUACCUUUGAAAGUUGAUCGAAAACUCUUCUAUACUAUCGGAUUAGGGGCUAAUCCAUGCCCGACUUGUCUAAAUGGCACUCGUCUCACAGCUUCAUUGAACAAUAUUACCUUUGUUAUGCCAAAAACCGCGCUUUUACAAGCUCAUUACUUUAAUAUCAAUGGGGUGUUUAGGGAUGAUUUCCCUGAUAAGCCUCCUACCGCGUUUAACUACACUGGGGCUCCAUUAACAGCCAACCUUAGAACAGAACAAUUAACAAGGCCGAGGAUCAGCAAAAUUGCUUUUAACUCUACUGUUGAGCUAGUAUUGCAAGACACCAAUUUGCUUACAGUAGAGUCUCAUCCUUUUCACCUUCAUGGAUAUAACUUUUUUGUAGUUGGUACUGGGAUUGGUAACUUUGAUCCGGCUAAGGAUCCUGCUAAAUUUAACUUGGUUGAUCCACCCGAGCGAAAUACUGUUGGAGUUCCUACCGGAGGUUGGACUGCUAUCAGAUUCAGAGCUGAUAACCCUGGUGUAUGGUUUAUGCAUUGUCAUUUGGAGCUUCAUACAGGAUGGGGAUUGAAGACUGCUUUUGUAGUAGAAAAUGGACCGGGACCUGAGUACUCUAUAUUGCCUCCACCAAAGGAUCUUCCAUCUUGCUAAGUUCAAACUUUUUAGAAAGGGCUUGUGAUCUUGAAAACUAAACUAAUUAUGAAUUGAUUUUCACAUUUUCUACAUUCAUUUUAUCCCCCUCCUUUUUUCUUUUUUUUUUUUCUUUUUCCAUAUUGUAAAAUUUGCGGCGAAUGGUUGAGAUUUGAGCUUUAAGAAUUGCAAAAAUGCAAAAAAUGUUGCUAGGUUGAUGAAAUACUCAUCUCAAGUGUAAUGAAAUCAAAAUGAUUCUGGUUCUCAAAACAUUUAUCUUACACAAAUUAUGGUA
Messenger RNA from Amaranthus tricolor (Joseph's coat), 2018 nucleotides. Its product is annotated as laccase-11. Gene Ontology annotation, biological process: lignin catabolic process. Gene Ontology annotation, cellular component: apoplast. The record is from RefSeq and is a predicted model, not a curated record. The transcript has 6 exons. Bases 38 to 1744 code for a protein of 568 amino acids. Gene Ontology annotation, molecular function: hydroquinone:oxygen oxidoreductase activity; copper ion binding. NCBI's taxonomy places the organism in Eukaryota, Viridiplantae, Streptophyta, Magnoliopsida, Caryophyllales, Amaranthaceae.